AUGGGAAUGAAGAUGAGCGACACAGGGUGCAAAAAGAGGGGAGACAAGGGAGAUUUGUGUGAGUUUUCGUCGUCUGUUGCGGAUGCACAGCCUCACUCCAUUGUUUGCUUUGAUGAAGAGAACCACACGGACGACCCUCCACAAAAGCGAUUUGGUCGUGUUAGUUUAUCUGCUGGGCCCCACAAAGCUAGCCCCGCUUUCCUUGUCCCGUUCGGCCCACCCCCCUGCACGGAAGGAGACAAGAAGUUCGAGAACGAGGAUCGCUCUUUCUUCCCCAAACUGUCCGACUGGCAAACUUUCGACCGACUCGACAAAGGCCUUGAGUCUUGCGUCGUACAUCGACACGCUAGUAUUGCCGUUGAGAGCUCACCGGGAAGGAGGCAGGUUACUCACCCGUACAUGAUUGGAAGGAACGAUCCAAACGAAGAGUCGUCGUUUGGACAGUGA
Sporothrix schenckii 1099-18 is the source of this 447-nucleotide messenger RNA. RefSeq lists its product as uncharacterized. NCBI's taxonomy places the organism in Eukaryota, Fungi, Ascomycota, Sordariomycetes, Ophiostomatales, Ophiostomataceae. The record is from RefSeq and is a predicted model, not a curated record. The coding region runs from base 1 to 447 and encodes 148 amino acids. The transcript is spliced from 2 exons.